Messenger RNA from Maylandia zebra (zebra mbuna), 5683 nucleotides. RefSeq names its product acid-sensing ion channel 1. Gene Ontology annotation, biological process: sodium ion transmembrane transport. Gene Ontology annotation, molecular function: ligand-gated sodium channel activity. The record is from RefSeq and is a predicted model, not a curated record. Lineage: Eukaryota; Metazoa; Chordata; Actinopteri; Cichliformes; Cichlidae. Gene Ontology annotation, cellular component: plasma membrane.
UGAACAGCAGAGCUUCAGUCCACUGCUGCUUGCAGAUAGACAUAAAUGAGCGCGCGGGGGGAGGAAACCUCACGACUCACCACAACAACCAACCGUCUGACUCCUAAACAGGUUUUCAGAUUCCUGAGUAGGGUAUAAAAAAAAAAAUCUCCGGCUCUGACCUGAAAAUCUGCGGACUGACUGUAAGGGGCAUGCGUGCAGCGCAGCUACAGAGGAACUCUUUAUGAACGGGCUGAAGUGCCAAGAAGGAUUUCCAUUUCUCCCACAGCUCCGGCUUUCUUCUCGCUGUCGCGCAGGAACGACGCGUGCUUCACUGGACUUAUAAUCGACCAGCGAAUUUCCAGGCUGAUGAAGCACUUUGUCAGCCCUUAUAUUGUUCUUUGCUUUUCUGCAGCCCAGCGAGAAACCUGCAAAACAUCAUUGUAGCGCAGCGGUGAUGGACAUUCGCUUUGGCGUCUCGGUUAUGCACGCAUUGGAGUCAUUGUGCUUUUUUUCAAAGGCGCUACUUCUGCACACAUCUCUCGCUCGCCUGACUUUCUUUAAAGCUUAAAAUGUUUUGUCGGUGUGUAUGAGCGAUGGCGUCCGAACCGCACCAGGUGACGGAGAGGUUAUCUGCACGUUUGGACCUGUUCGCGUGGAUAAUGAGAAUUUAUGCCACAGGUGAAUGAAUAUUUUCUGUUUUGAAGCCGCUUUCUGACUCUGGCAUACAACUCGAGAGGGCUGCACGGUGAACAAUGGAUCUCAAAGUGGAAACCGAAGAAAUGGAGUCAAAUCAACCUCCACCCAUAGAAGUUUUUGCGCACAGCUCGACCCUGCACGGAAUCUCUCACAUCUUCACGUACGAGCGGUUCUGCGUCAAACGCUGCCUGUGGCUCGUGUUUUUCUUGGGCUCUCUGACCUUCUUGCUGUACGUGUGCGUGGACCGGAUCCACUUCUACCUCGAGUACCCUCACGUCACCAAACUGGAUGAGGUCACGACCCCGAUCAUGACGUUCCCCGCCGUCACUUUCUGCAACCUGAACGCUUUCCGCUUCAGCCGCGUGACGCGCAACGACCUGUACCACGCAGGGGAGCUGCUGGCCCUUCUCAACCAAAGGUAUGAGAUCAGAGACAUGCACCUGGUGGAGGAGAGCGUUCUGGAGAGUCUCAAGGUCAAAGCCGACUUCCACAACUUUAAACCGCGACCCUUCAACAUGCGGGAAUUCUACGACCGUACCGGCCACGAUAUCAGUGACAUGCUGCUCUCCUGCCACUUCCACGGCACCGAGUGCAGAGCAGAGGACUUCAAAGUGGUCUUCACUCGCUAUGGGAAGUGUUACACCUUUAACGCUGGCGGUGAUGGGCGCACUCCCCUCAUCACCACCAAGGGAGGUAUGGGUAACGGCCUCGAGCUCAUGCUGGACAUUCAGCAGGAUGAAUCCCUGCCAGUCUGGGGAGAAACAGAUGAGACUUCUUUUGAAGCGGGGGUCAAAGUUCAGAUCCACAGUCAGGACGAGCCGUCCUUCAUUGACCAGCUCGGAUUCGGAGUGGCACCCGGGUUCCAGACAUUUGUUUCCUGUCAGGAACAGAGGCUGAUAUAUCUCCCCCCACCCUGGGGAGACUGCAAGGUGACGCCAAUGGAGUCGGACUUCUUUGACACUUACAGCAUCACAGCCUGUCGCAUUGACUGCGAAACGCGCUACCUGGUGGACAACUGCAACUGUCGCAUGGUGCACAUGCCUGGCGAUGCCCCCUACUGCACCCCCGAGCUGUACAAAGAAUGUGCUGACCCAGCUCUGGAUUUCCUGGUGGAAAGAGACAAUGAUUUCUGUGUGUGUGAGACGCCGUGCAACAUGACCAGAUACAGCAAAGAGCUGUCUUUUGUCAAGAUCCCCAGCAAGGCCUCUGCUAAAUAUCUUGCAAAAAAAUACAACAAAUCUGAGCAGUACAUUAAGGAAAAUAUCCUGGUUUUAGAUAUCUUCUUUGAAGCUCUCAAUUAUGAAACUAUUGAACAGAAGAAAGCAUAUGAAGUGGCUGGACUUUUAGGUGAUAUUGGUGGUCAGAUGGGACUUUUUAUUGGUGCAAGUAUACUGACUAUUCUGGAGAUAUUUGACUACCUUUAUGAGGUAAUGAAGUACAAACUGUGCCGCUGCUCCGAUAAGAAGCACAAGCAUAACAACAACAAUGACCAGGGAACGGUCCUGAGCUUAGACGAUGUCAAGUGUCACGUCAGUAACUUUCACUAAGCUUCUGCAGCCGGGGGCAGAGAGCCGCCGCACUCUCUCGCUUGUGAGCAGCUUCGUGGACUUUGUUCUUUGCAGGUUUUCUUUCUUUUCCCACUGCUGGAACAACAGAGGAAGUGUGUGAACUGUGCCUGAUUAAGGUGUGUAAGCGACAUGAUGAAAUAGGGACGUGUGGCUGAGGUAGGCGGACGGCCACAGAGACGCGAGGGCAGGAGAACCAAGAGAAAUAAAACUUAAAAAAUGUUAGAAUAACUGCAUGGUCUUCUGUAAACACCUUUUCAAGACGUAGUAACAGAUACAGUUAAAGGUUACACAGGUUCAUUAUAUGUUCAGUAAAUCAGUGUUAGAAAUCCCAGCAAUGUGGUGUCAGUUUGACUGUUUUUGUGUGAAAUAGUUGUUAAUUUACAGGAAUGUUGGGACUAAACCAGCUUUCUCUUUUACUUACAGCUGUCUUCCCCUGUUAAACUACGCAUUUUGCCAUCAUACUGUACUACCUCGUCUCGCAGGAUGACAGUGCUAAAAAUAAUUUAAGUAAAACUGACUGAUUAAAAGGUAACUGCCAUGUAGAGUAGGCGGACAUUAAAGAAAGCCCAACAUUUUCUUGAAAAGUAGUUGCAGGCGGUUUUCACAGAAAGCAUUUUGAUGUGUCACAAUAGGUAAAAGCACAAAUGUAAGGAUAGCUGAGAUCCAUUUACUUUAAUUAUGGGUUCCUGCAGCUGGAUGAAUAAAACGUAAUAAAAUCUCGCUUCCCACCGUCACCACGUGCUUGCUCAGAGGGCAUCAUCUGUUCACUGCGGUUCUGUCUUUCUUAUUGUAGGGUCUUUACCUUAGCACAGUCACACAUCUUUAGUUGUGAAGGGGCACUAUGUGAAUGAAACCUAAUUGAACUUUUUAAGCCCAAUAAAAAUUAGUACACCCCAAAUUUGUAUUUAAUGUUAUAGAUGUUAAAUUGCUCAUAUUAGUGUAGCUAGGUCUGUUUGUAAAUAGAAAAAGAUUAAAUAAUAAGAGUAAGUGUAAGCUCUGUGAAAGUAACUGUUUUGUUUUAUGGUAGUUAUUGUCUGUCACAUAAAUCCUGAGGUAAUGGUGGAUGGUCAUAAUAAACAUGGCCAGAGUUUCAGAUAUGUGUAAAUAAUCCCUGCUAGCAAAAAGGCAGCUUUAAGCUAGUUCAGACCCCACUGUCAUAAUAACCUGAGAUAUCAGGACAAACCUUCUAUUUGCAAAAGGCAGCCAAUCAGACGAAAGUUGGCUGAAUUGGAGAAGCGCUAAGAGUUUUUCUUCCCUUGAAGACAGGGAAUAUACAAUUGGUUACAUUUGCUUGUCUGUCUGUUAACAGUUUAGCCUCUGCAGUUUUCAAGAUAUUAUUUUCAAUUUUGUGUGAUGGUAGAUACCAAUAACAGCUCAAGCUGAUUUCAUUUAGGUGGAAAUCAGGUCAAGGUGACAUGUGAAAAUCAGUAAAAACGUUAUAUUACCCAAUGUUUUUAAUGGCUCGUCUUCAAACUUCACAACAAUAUACAAGGCCUUUGGGGAUACAAGUACCUGGGUAAGCAUUUGACCUAUACUGUUAGCACGAAGAUCAAAAUUUCAAGAAUCUAUAACAAGUAAUAUCUCAUAUGAAAGGGCAUGGAGGACACUUUUUUUUUGCAAUACAGUGCCCUAUGGUGUUGCAGUAACACCAUGACAGGCUAACGUUAUGUAUUGUAAUAAAAACACCAUAAAACAUCAAAGUUUUAGUCUAGUCGGUUGCUCUCUGAGUGCUCUUGUUUUUGCUUUUUUCAGACAGCGAAUGAACCGAUAAACUACCCAAAGGCCCAGCAUAAGACACACAAAGAAUAAUUUGAACUGUAACUCAUGUAGACCUAUUGUAAUGUAGUCCACAAUAAAAAUACAGAAUUGGAAAUGAGCACUAUAAGCUCUUUCUCACUUUCUCUCAGAAAACGUUUGUUUGCACAUUUUCACCGCACAUUCUUUGUUAUAACCAGUUUAUGUAUGAGAGUAAAAAAGGCCUACGUAUGAUUUUUAUGCACACGCAUAGUUUAUACAUCCAGCCUCUGAUGUUGCGCACGGUUUCGCACUUUGGCCCAUCAUAUGACGCUUGUGAAUGUUAUCAGUAACCUGUGUUUUUCCUGCUGUAACAAGUUCAAAUGCCCGCUGUGAAAAAGAUCUGCCAAGGGAACUACUUGGGUUAAACACGAGCAGGAAGUUAAAAACCAGUUGCUAGAUUCCCCACAAAAAAGAUGUAAUCGAACAAUAUGACAAAGAGACUUAAUCAUCGUGUACUGUAUAGCUUUGCUGUAGAAAUGAGAAAUUUAUUAACACGUGAUGCCAUAACAUUCGUUUAAGAGAAUGUCAUUCAUGUUUACAUGCUUUUUGUCACAUUUUAAGGAAUUUUGCUUCUGUUGUGUCAACAAGGCUGGAUCACAUCAACUAGAAUCAAUAUUUUGAAUGUUUUUUUACUUUCGAACGCUUACUUGCAUGUAGCACUGUACAGCAAGCAUCCUAUAUGUACAGUUCAUCCACACCUGCAGUUUAAGCCUUCUUCUGUCCUCGUGUCUGGGUGCGUUUUGUGAGCAUGUAUUCAUUUGCGGUUUUACGGCGAUGAAAGAAAAGUGGAAAGAAACUGCCCUAAAAUGCUCAACAGUGAGUGUGGUGUCAGGUAGAUGGAGAAAAUCUGAGCUCUGCGGAGCAUGUUUGAGAGUUUCCCUCAUGAUUGUGUAUAUACCAAAAUUAGGGAUGCACCGAUAUAUCGGCCAAACCUCGGCACAGCCUGAUCUCCGCCUUGUUGACCAUUCACUUCUCUGCAAGAUGGUGUGUCAGUUCUGUUAUUGAAAAUUUACUUGUCUUCCUGGCACACGAAGGAAAAGCAAACAAGAACAAAGCGUGGCGUGCCCAGAAGUUCACAGUCGGUGCAUCCCUACCAAAAAUCUAACCAUGUUCAUUAUUCUGCUCCUAGUUGUUCUCAACAGGAAGUGGGAUCUGAUUAGCGUGUAGCUGUGUGGUGUUACUAUCAAGCACAAUUAUUCCAUCAGUUGUAAUUUAGUGUAAAUAUUACUGUUGACUGUGGAUAAUAAUCCUCGUGUAUUAGCAUAGUCUGGUUUGUCUAACGGUGUACUUAAUGGAUUUAUUUCAAAGAAACUUGCUGUGUGUCUCAAUUCAUUUUUUUCUUCUGUAAAUGACUGUAAAUUUGUUUAUUUGUCAAAGACAAAGUAGGGGGGGCUGUUUGUUUGUUUUUAUUAAUAUUGCUAGAGUUGAGUCACAGCAGCCGUUCUCAUCAGUACAUGAGAAUUAAAUAGCCAGACUGUUGCUGCAUGAGGUCGCCCAGCUUACUGCUUUUGUUUUUGCCGCCUCCUUUACUUUUGCCUUUUCAUUUGUGAUAUGAAAGGACAGCUGUUUUAGUCUGGUGAUGUAAAGAUGAAUAAUGGACUUGAAUCGGUUGUUACAUUAAAGAUCAAAUGCUAACUGUA